Mangifera indica (mango) is the source of this 1023-nucleotide messenger RNA. Its product is annotated as glucan endo-1,3-beta-glucosidase, basic isoform-like. Lineage: Eukaryota; Viridiplantae; Streptophyta; Magnoliopsida; Sapindales; Anacardiaceae. The coding region runs from base 46 to 1023 and encodes 325 amino acids. Gene Ontology annotation, cellular component: plasma membrane. The record is from RefSeq and is a predicted model, not a curated record. Gene Ontology annotation, molecular function: hydrolase activity, hydrolyzing O-glycosyl compounds. Gene Ontology annotation, biological process: carbohydrate metabolic process. The transcript is spliced from 3 exons.
AAGCCUUUUCAAAGCUUAUGACUUUCAAGCCUAUUUCCUAUUGGCAUGGUUUUAGCUAGCCUUGACACAACAGUUGCUCAAAUAGGUGUUUGUUAUGGACUGCUUGGCGAUAAUUUACCACCAAAAGCAGAAGUGAUUGCUCUUUACCAGCAGAAGGGCAUCACUAGAAUGAGACUGUAUAAUCCUGACGCAGAUGCUCUUGAAGCUCUCAGAGGUUCCAACAUUGGGCUCAUGCUUGGUGUUCCAAAUGGUGAUCUUGAAAGACUUGCUUCCAAUCAAGCUGAAGCAACCGCUUGGGUUCAGAAUAACAUCAUAAAAUACAGAGAUGUAUCAUUCCGAUACAUUGCUGCUGGAAACGAAAUACAACCUGCCGAUCCUCCAUUUAAGUUUAUAGUUCCAGCCAUUCAAAACAUCCACAACGCCAUUGUUGCAGCUGGCCUCGCAAACCAAAUUAAAGUAUCCACUGCCAUUGAUCUUAGACCCCUUGCGGCAUCUUACCCUCCAUCAGCUGCUUCCUUCAGACAAGAAUUUCAACCAACUCUUGAUCCUCUCUUUACCUUCCUCAAACAAAACCAAUCCCCACUACUUGUCAACGUAUAUACAUUUUACGCUUAUGCUGGAAUGCCCAAAAAUCCCACCAAUCUUGAUUACGCUCUUUUGAGGUCAAAUGAAGUAAUAGUUUCAGAUCCUCCAUUCAGUUAUACCAACUUGUUUGAUGCAACCCUGGAUGCUGUUUAUGCUGCACUCGAAAAGGCUGGCGCUCCUUCUAUCGAAGUUGUUGUAUCCGAGACUGGUUGGCCGUCAGCCGCUGGUGGUCCAGACACGACUUUAGAAAAUGAACAGACUUAUAAUCAGAAUUUGAUUAACCAUGUCAAGGCAGGGACUCCCAAGAGGCCUGAAAAGCCAAUAGAAGCUUAUUUGUUCGCCAUGUUUGAUGAAAAUCAAAAGGAACCGGAAAUGGAGAAACACUGGGGAUUGUUUUCUCCAAAUAAGGAGCCAAAGUUCCAAAUUACAUUUAAUUAA